AUGUCCUCCGAAUCCUCCACCACGGCGUCCAAGAAGAGAGCCGCCGCCUCCGAGAAGCGCACCUCCGGCGAGGACGACCACCGCCGCAAGCGUCGCAACCGGCCCACGCAGUCAUGCCUCAACUGCCACACCUCCAAGCGCAUGUGCGACCGUCAGCGGCCGUGCGGCCGGUGCACCCAACUCGGUCUGACCGGUCUCUGUGUAUACGAAGUGGAUAACCCCUCGCACAGGGCCAACGCUCAAGACGAAGCCGAGCGUUUGAAGAAGCGGGUCGCAGAAUUGGAGAGCAUCAUUCGAGAGCUGAAGAACAAGCCCCAUCCUCGGUGGGCUCACUCGGGGCAGGGUCCCGCAAGCAGCGAAGCGGGAUCUCCUCCGCACGACAGCGACGUUAAAGCCGGUCCCUCGACCAGCGGAUCAUCUUCACCCUCUUCACCGAAGUCGCCUCGCGCACAGCGAAGGGGAACAUCAUCGCCAUCCACUCAGUACUUGGAACCACGAGCUCUGAGCUCUGCUGUACCUUCCCCACUCCUCACCCCAUCCCCCGGACCUCACUCUCCCGUCGAGGUCUACAUGCCGCCAGGCGGGGACCCCAUGCCUUCACUCCUCACCCCAGAAUACGAUUUCUCCUCACUCUUGGCGUCAUACCAUGCCACCGGUGGCGGGCCUCCCAUGGACGACGGCUUCUUCGGAGAUAUGCUACACCCCCUCCUGUCCUCAACAGCGGAGAGUUGCUCCGUUCACAGCGACGGCGAGCACUGUGGGUGUCUCCACGACCACGCAAGCUAUAACACCGUUCUCGAACUCUCUUUGCGCCUGCGGCGCGCGACCGACAUUCUCUCCGGGUACGCCAAGCACGGCGCACGGUCUGAAUGCAAGAUCCACAAGAGCAUCACCGACCUGGACCGGUUCACAACGUCUGCCCUUGGCAACAUCGUCACACCACCCGAAGUCGGAGGUCCUCAUGCCCAGUCGCGAACAGGCUCCGCAGCGUUCCCUCGCGCGCCGUUCGCGGGCAGUCGACCGGCGGUCGCAAUACCCGCCGCGCAGAUGGCCUCGCAGUCCAUCCAAUCUCCACGCGCCUGGGACUUCAAGCAGGGCCGUGGUGGGUCGUAUCCCAGCCCUCCCUGGGACGACUCCUUCAUGUCGUGGGAGCCACUGAGGCACUAA
Epithele typhae is the source of this 1167-nucleotide messenger RNA. RefSeq lists its product as uncharacterized. Gene Ontology annotation, biological process: regulation of transcription by RNA polymerase II. The record is from RefSeq and is a predicted model, not a curated record. Bases 1 to 1167 code for a protein of 388 amino acids. Gene Ontology annotation, molecular function: DNA-binding transcription activator activity, RNA polymerase II-specific; zinc ion binding; RNA polymerase II cis-regulatory region sequence-specific DNA binding. Gene Ontology annotation, cellular component: nucleus. NCBI's taxonomy places the organism in Eukaryota, Fungi, Basidiomycota, Agaricomycetes, Polyporales, Epitheliaceae. The transcript is spliced from 7 exons.